CAAGAGCGUCGAGUGGAGGGCAGACACGCGCCGCGCCUCCUCGGGCCCGUCACCACCUCAACCAUGACAAGGCCGAACAAACAACACUAGCGGAGGGAGACACACGCGAACGAACGACACAUACCUUCGACACAUAUGGCUACCUAAUUAGUGACGCGUAAACAAUCACCUACCGUCGUAAUGUGACUUUUGGAGACGGUAAACUUGAAACACUACGCCAGUGAAACAAAUUCGAAACGGAACCUUAAACUAAGUACACUAUGUAAACACUUAUUUGAUAUGUAAGAAAAAGAGGCAGAAUUGUGAAUAUAGAUUUCGUGGCCUGAAGAAAAGGGAUCAAAGGGGAGUCUGGAGCGGUUAAGUGGCGCGGGAAUAACCUGAAGGAGACGCUCACGAAGACGCUGAAGGAGGGAGGCAUGAGGAGCGGCGGGGUGUGAGGGAGGCGGUGGCGUGAGGGCGGAGGGGCGUCGGGGGAUGAUGUGCUGUGCCGUGGUGCUGAGGGAUGACGCCCCUCCACGCCAGAGAAAGGCCCAUCCGACGGUGCACGCUGUCUCCCCGAGUGGCGUGCCCCUGGUGCUGAGACAGAGGUCCCAGAAUGGACUGGGAGCCAGGACGGGUGUCGGGGACCUCACCACUACUCCAGGAAUCAGCAACUUCGACAAUGGAGGAAACCGAGGAAAUCUCUCCGUCCUGCCGCCCAUCAAGGACUCGGGAAAGAGAACCGAAAAAUUCUCCCUUUCUGAAUUAGAUGAUAUUUCCCUCAAGAAUGAGGUGCUGCGGGCCACGAAGGAGGUGUCUGACCGCGGGCUGCAGGGCUUACUCGUGAACCUGAGGGCGCAGGACAGAGACCGGGACGGCGUCUUGUCCACGGACAUGGUGAAGGGAUCACUUAAAAAAUUCCAGCUCAAGCUCAGCGAGGAAGGGAUGAAGAACCUGUGCAAGAAGUUCGGCGAGGCGGGGAACCACGUGUCUAUGGUGCGCUACGAGGACAUGUUCAACUACCUGGCCAAGUCCCGAAUGGAGGCCCUCAGAGCCCCGCCGCCCACGCCGCGCCCCAGGGCCGAGACUUCGCAGGAGUCUGAGCACCCGCAGCCACAACGCCAACAACCACGAAAAAUUAACUUGAGGAACAGAGUCCUCUUCAGCGACAAGGACGAGGCCAAGCUCAUCACCGACAUGGACCGCCAGCUGUCAGGGAAGCCGGUGAACAUGGCCGACCUUCGCAGGACCAUGUAUGACCUGGAUCGUGACCGCAAUGACUUCCUCACCGGCCAGCAAGUUGAAAUUGCUUUCUCUAAGUGCGGAGUGUACCUAACGCCCGACGUGCGGGCCCGCCUGCUGCUGGCCACGGACCGCACCGGCGCGGGCAUGUACAAAAUUGAUACCCUGAUGAACUACCUGACGAGAGUUAAGCCAGAAACACACCUCACCGUCGACUUUGGAAACGACCACAGGCCGCGGCAGGCAAGGGUGGGUCGACACCCAAUGUAUCAGAACCAGUCGAUGCUUAACGCCCCCUGGGAACUGGCUCAGCAACAGCAGGAGUCCACCAACCGAAGAGAGUUUCCUGCUGACGAGGGUUUCAGCGAGGAUGAGCAGCAGCAGCAGCAAAGGCUCCGGCAGCAGCAACUAGAGCACCACCCCCUCGCCCCGCCCCCUCCCGAGGUGCCAGAAGAGGCCGAGCUCCCCUUUGACGUGCAGAAGUGGAGCAGCGACUACCAGUACUUGGCUCAGGCCGUCUACCAGGCCGACCAGGACCAGUCAGGCUACAUGCCGGCGGAUGAGGUGCAGCACAUCACCGCUACCUACAAUCUGGUCUACAAUCUUCUUAUAUCCGAACAAACGCUGAACGCUGCCCUCAACGCUACCAUGGACAUCAACUACGGGGAGAUCAAUCUUGAGUACUUCAUCGCUAUGCUCCAGGAUUUGCACUUCCGGGAGAGCGGCGCCUACUGAGACACUGCCAACACGCCAUGCACUGAGGGGUUUAUCUCGUCGCCAAAAUAGUCCCCCCUUGAAAAUAAAUACGGUACAAGCCAAGCCCCAUGUAGCUAUGAGAAUAGGACGUUAUCCACAUCCUUCUCGACACCGAACUCUCUUUACGACCUCAAUAGCCUCCUCCUCGACCUCCACAGCCAUUACCACAACCUCCUCAACCCUCAACCAUUACCACCUCCUUCUCAACCCUCAACCAUUACCACCUCCUCCUCCACCCUCAACCAUUACCAUCACCUCCUCUUCCUCAACCUCAAAAACUUCCUCCUCUACUUUCACAAUCUUCUCGACCUUAAACAUCACCAUCUAUUUCUCAACCCUCAAAACUUAAUCGACUUUCACAACCUCCUCCUCGACCUCCUCAGUCUCCUCGACCUCCAGAACCUUCUCCUCAGUCUCUGCAAUCUCAUACUUGGAACUUCAAAACCUCCUCCUCAACCCCCAUAAUUUGCUUCUUGACCUUUUGAACCCACUCCUUGCCUCCUUAACCUCCUCCUGGAAUUCUAAAGCCAUUUUUUCGACCUCUACAACCUCCUCCUUGACCUGCAUAGCCUUUUUUUAACCAUUAACCUUCUCAACCUUUACAACUCCUCCAACGCCCACCACCUCAUCAUCAACGUCCACAAUCUGCUCCUUGACCUCCCUCAACUCCCUCCUUAACGCACCUGACAUAGUCUUCGACCUCCACAACCUCCUGAAUUUUAGUGAGACGCACAGAAAAUCCUGUACUCCUGAAACAAAUAUGGCGGCAAGACAAGCACAAAAAGUCUGCCGUGGUGUCAAAGCUGGGCUGAGAGGGUUGGCCUAACUGUAGCGUGGGGGAAAAUUGCUCCAGACAUUGUAAUCACAUGUGACUGCAGUCGUGUGUAUAAAAAAGAGCAUACUGCAGGAAAGAGGUGUCAGACUGCGGACCCAUCAAGUUACUUUCUCCCGACAACUGGAGAGCCACUCCUAGAGUCUGACUACGUGAAGGGGGCGGUUGAUACAUGACAAUGAGCAUGGUAUUGUUCAAGAUAUUUUAGAUUGACAAGUUACGGCAGUGUAAAAAAGAGCUGAGAGGCCUAUCUAUUUUACAAACACGCUUGAUUCAAACCAUUGCAUAGAAACUUUUCCCAGCAUUUUAUUCACAAAAUAUGUUAUCAGUACAUACAGAAAGUUUAAUUCAAAAUCUGAGACUUAUAAGGUAACACAUCCUAUUUGGCUAAGACAGUAUCAAUGGCCACCUUGUUCAUGCCGAGACACCGCCCCCUGGACACUGUCCCGAGGAGGAGGCUCAGUGUCAGCGACUUGCAGUUUGUGGUGGCUCAGAGCUGUGCAGGAGGUGGAACUAACGUGUGUGCCAUGGUGAGUGACUACAUGCUGUAUGAUUAAACCUGGCCAAAAUAUGUUCACAGCAGAUUCUUUGUCUGUCUCGUGAGUGCAUACCAACACGCACACACACAUGCACACACAAACACAUACACGCAGACACACUUUGAAAUACUGGAUAUUACAAGCUUGUGUCAAUCCUGUAAAAAUACAAAUAGGUAAGAACACACACACACACACACACACACACACACACACACACAUACAUGCACACCCACACAC
Eriocheir sinensis (Chinese mitten crab) is the source of this 3585-nucleotide messenger RNA. RefSeq lists its product as uncharacterized. NCBI's taxonomy places the organism in Eukaryota, Metazoa, Arthropoda, Malacostraca, Decapoda, Varunidae. The transcript is spliced from 10 exons. The coding region runs from base 475 to 1956 and encodes 493 amino acids. The record is from RefSeq and is a predicted model, not a curated record.